GCACCUGCUCCUCCCCUCCUCUCUCAUUAUCCUCGGAGUCAGAGCAGCAGCAGUGAUGCUCCUCGGCGGGGCGGCGGCGGCGGCGCUCACCGGUGGUUUGCACCAAGGAAGGGCAGCAGCUCAUCCGGACCGGUUUACUGUUCUGGGGUUUGUUUAUUUUUCUUUUCUUCUUGCUUUAACUAAAUAAACAAACUGACUGAGUGACUGUGGGUGAUGCGGGAUUUCACCCGGGCUGGUGGGAGGGUUUGAGAAACCGGAUCGAGUCCCAUCAGAGAGCAGAGAAGCAGCAGAAGGAGGUGGAAGAGGAGGAAGAGGAGGAGGAGGAGGGAACAUUCUCCCGAUGGGACGGGGGUGACAAGGCGGAAGGUUUUUGUUUUGUUUUGGUCCAAACGCUAAGGAAAAUAACGUUACGGAUUUAAAGAGAUCACGGACUCGGGCAGAGGCAGUUGGAGUUGUCGGUGAUGACUGAGAGUGGAUGAGAAGGCGCGCGGUGAAACUUCAGCCUCACCAUGAAAUCCGUGCUUUUGAGCCGCUUUCUGAUCCUGCUGCCCUGGGUUCUGAUCGUCAUCAUCAUGAUCGACAUCGACAUCAAACGGACCAUCUGGAUCCCCGUGGCCGGGCGCAGCAGCAGGGCUCUGCAGCAGCAGCAGCAGCAGCAGCAGCUGCAGCCGCGGGUGGCGCGGACGGGCGCACCGAGGGUCACCCAGAGCCAGAAUCAGAAUCAGUCCGCCCUGCCGGUCAUCUACGCCAUCACCCCGACUUACACCCGCCCGGUGCAGAAAGCCGAGCUGACCCGGCUGGCACAAGCCUUCCGCCAGGUGGCCCGCUUCCACUGGAUCGUGGUGGAGGACUCCACGACGCGCACGGAUCUGGUGUCCCGGUUCUUGGCGCGGAGCGGCGUGUCGUUCACGCACCUGCACGUCUACACGCCCCGCAGAUACAAACGCGCCGGAAUGCCCCGGGCCACGGAGCAGAGGAAUCUGGCCCUGACGUGGCUCCGCCAGCACCGGACCAAGAAAGACCCCGGGGUGGUCUUCUUCGCGGACGACGACAACACCUACAGUCUGGAGCUGUUUGAAGAGAUGCGCAGCACUCGUGGUGUAUCCAUUUGGCCCGUGGGCUUCGUGGGUGGCAGAGCUUACGAGCGCCCCGUGGUGUCUGGAGGUAAAGUCGUGGGCUGGUACACGGGCUGGAGACCAGACAGAUCCUUCGCCACAGACAUGGCCGGUUUCGCCGUAAACCUCCAGGUGAUUCUCGCCAACCCGAGGGCCCUCUUCAAACGCCGCGGCUCUCAGCCUGGGAUGCAGGAGUCCGACUUCCUCAAGCAGAUCACCAAGGUCACUGACCUGGAGCCCAAGGCCAGCAACUGCACCAGGGUCCUGGUCUGGCACACUCGAACAGAGAAACCUCACCUCACCAAUGAGCCCAGUCAUCGAAAGGACACCAUCGUCAUUGAGGUGUGAGGUGUAGGAGCAGAAGGAGGAGCAGAAUCUGCUGUCGUCCUGGAGUUCUUUUUCUUCAACUCAGUCUGGUCAGGACAGACUCAGACUCAGACUGAGAGGAACUGCAUGAUUUAAGACAUCUGGAUGUCUUUCAAAACAUUUCUGGGUGGUGGUGGGAGGUGGUGGGGGGGCGGGGUGCACGGACCUGGAC
Messenger RNA from Cynoglossus semilaevis (tongue sole), 1653 nucleotides. RefSeq names its product beta-1,3-glucuronyltransferase 2 (glucuronosyltransferase S) (gene b3gat2). Bases 510 to 1463 code for a protein of 317 amino acids. Gene Ontology annotation, biological process: carbohydrate metabolic process; chondroitin sulfate proteoglycan biosynthetic process. The record is from RefSeq and is a predicted model, not a curated record. Gene Ontology annotation, molecular function: galactosylgalactosylxylosylprotein 3-beta-glucuronosyltransferase activity. The transcript is spliced from 4 exons. Lineage: Eukaryota; Metazoa; Chordata; Actinopteri; Pleuronectiformes; Cynoglossidae. Gene Ontology annotation, cellular component: Golgi membrane.